CGUCUAAACAACAUGCGCCAAGUUCAUAUCACUACUACAUCUUCAUCCAUCAUCUUCCAUAGAAAGGGAGAGAGAGAGAGACGAGAAAAAAACGAAAUGGGCAAAUCCAAGAAGCUCUUCUUCACCAUUCAGCUCGCCCUUUUGCUGUUCCUCUUCGCACCUCGAGCAUCGCUCUCGCUAUCGUCGCCGUCCCCGGACGCGGCAUCGAGCCUGUACCGAGAGUACAUUGGGGCCGAGUUCAAGGGCGUCCGGUUCUCCGACGUCCCGAUCCACCCGGGCGUGGAGUUCCACUUCAUCCUCUCCUUCGCCAUCGACUACGACUCCUCCUCCUCCUCACCGUCCCCGACCAACGGCCGCUUCAACAUCUUCUGGGACACCAACAACCUCACCCCCGCCCAGGUCGCCUCCGUCAAGUCCGGCAACGCCAAGGUCAAGGUCGCCGUGAGCCUUGGAGGUGCCAGCGUCGGGGGCGGCAGCACCGUCUACUUCUCGCCCUCCAACCCCGACUCCUGGGUCUCCAACGCCGUCUCCUCGCUCACCGCGAUCAUCAAGCAGUACCACCUCGACGGCAUCGACAUCGACUACGAGAGCUUCAAAGCCGACCCCAACACCUUCGCCGAGUGCAUCGGGCGGCUGAUAAGCACCCUCAAGAGCCGCGGCGUCAUCUCCUUCGCGUCCAUCGCCCCGUUCGCAGACAACGUGGUCCAGAACCAUUACCUGGCGCUGUGGAGUAGGUACGGCCACCUCAUCGACUACGUGAACUUCCAGUUCUACGCGUACGCCAAGGGGACGAGCGUCUCCCAGUUCAUCGGCUACUUCAACGAGCAGAGCCAGAACUACGGGGGAGGGAAGGUCCUGGUGAGCUUCAUCAGCGACGGGAGCGGCGGGCUGUCGCCGGCGGACGGGUUCUUCACGGCGUGCGGGAGGCUGAAGAGUGAGGGGAAGCUGCACGGGAUCUUCGCGUGGUGCGCCGACGACUCCAAGGCCGAGGGCUUCAAGUACGAGAAGCAGUCGCAGGCGUUGCUCGCCAUUUCCCACUAGAGUUACUACGGGGUCCGGUGGCUGUCCGUGUGCUUUUGUGCAUGUGAUUUUGUUGCAUGCUGUACUAUUAGUACGUGUUGCCGUGGUUUGA
Molecule: messenger RNA, 1132 nt
Organism: Rhodamnia argentea
Lineage: Eukaryota; Viridiplantae; Streptophyta; Magnoliopsida; Myrtales; Myrtaceae
Product: chitinase 2-like
Exons: 1
Coding region: 13-1041 (342 amino acids)
Biological process (GO): carbohydrate metabolic process
Molecular function (GO): hydrolase activity, hydrolyzing O-glycosyl compounds
Source: RefSeq, a predicted model, not a curated record